Messenger RNA from Emericellopsis cladophorae, 423 nucleotides. RefSeq lists its product as uncharacterized. Bases 1 to 423 code for a protein of 140 amino acids. Lineage: Eukaryota; Fungi; Ascomycota; Sordariomycetes; Hypocreales; Bionectriaceae. The record is from RefSeq and is a predicted model, not a curated record. The transcript has a single exon.
AUGCCCUCCUCCCAGCGACCUUUCUUCCUCUCCUCCUUCAUCGCGGCCUUCCGUCCCCAAGGCCCCUCACUACAGUCCACAGCCGCAUCCACAUCCUCGCAACAACCGACAAAACACACGACGACGACCGCCGCCGCAGCGUCGCACGCGAACACACCUGCGUCAUCGCCGGCGGCGCGGUCGUAUUCCACCACCACGCACCACAACCAGCAACAGCCCUCGCGACCUCUACCCAUCCAGCAGCAACCGAGUCGCCGACGUGGCAGCGACUCGAGUAGCGAGGGUUUCAGAGAUGCACUAGGGGCCGACAAGUGGUACAUUGGCGGCAAGACCGCGGGCGGGGAGGAAAAGUUCUUUAAAAUGGGUGUCAUCAAGAGGGUCAGGAGCAACGACGGGCUGAGUCUCGACAGACUUAGUCUCUAA